AUGCUCGCUACCAACUUCGAUACACUGCCAGUGGAACUGCUGUCGUACAUCUGCGAACUCAUCUGCCACUCACACAGCCCUAGCUUAUGCGCUUUGACACUCGUAAACAAAAAUUGCGAGUCGAUAGCGAGCAAACAGCUCUUCCGCGACAUCUGGGUCUCGUUUAAACGCCUUGAGGAUGGACGCGUCUUAACAGACUUUGAGACAUGGGAGGCUCUACUUGAGCGUAGAGAAUGUUUCGAGAGUGUGCGAUCCAUAUCUGUCCGUGGCACGCUCUCGCCAGCUACACCUGUGAGGUUUUAUCACAAUCGUAAAGCUAUGAUUGAGCAGGCAGAGUGGCUAGAAGACGAUUUCGAUGCGUUCAGCAUCCAAGAGCCAGAAAUGGACGAGAGUGAGGGAAGUAUAUUUGUGGCGCUGGUUGGGCUGAUAGAGAAGCUCUCGUUCCUCAAAACGCUACGCUGGGCUGCCUUCGAGCAAUUACCGAAUUGCAUACUGAUGACUUUGCCUGGGCUGCGCAAAGACUGUGGACUCGAAAUGCCUGAGUUCAUAAGUCGUCACGCGGACGCUGAGCCUAGGCAAGAUCAGGUCUUGUUGACUAACUGUACAAAGCUUCGAAGUAUCACGGCAAGGACUGUCUCGGGAGACAGAAACGAACAUUUGCUGCUGCAUAUGCUCAGCGGUGCUACUCCUUCUCUCAAGGAAGUUCGACUCGUCAAAUGCGAGGUGUUGACUGCUUUCGGCGUUGACGCUUCCGAAGAAGUACUUCAUAGGAGGUCCAGAGCUAUUUAUGAACGAAAUGAGCUAAAAUCAAGGGCGAGACCCACACUGUUCUCCAUUCACGGUAAAGAUCCCAUCGAGCGACUGGAACUCGAGCGCUGGUUUGAAGCGGCUGACAUGUCGUCGCUACGGCGCCUUGAGCUCCGCUCUGGCGUUAAUUCUGCUGAGGUAUGGAGUCGCAUGAUGCGAGCUCAGUUCCUACCACACCUUCGGGAGCUGCUGCUUGGGUUCCCCUUCGACUGUACCACUGAACAGCAUGACGCGGCGACAGUAUGGAUGCGAGACUUGUUUAAAGUAAACAAUGUCGCAUUGCAAAAGCUCGAGCUCCGUGGAAACAUCCCACCCAGCCUGGUCAAUGUCACUGUACAUUCGCACGGCAAGACAUUGCGAAAGCUGAUCCUCAUUCCUGAAGCUCAUCAGGGUCACUCAUACCUCAGGUUCUCGUCUCGUGAUCUACAGAACAUCAACACAUUGUGUCCAGCUUUGGAGGAACUUGCUGUUCCCCUCGAAAGAGGACGUGCGGUCGGCAAUGAGUUCCAUGAAGCACACAGUUACGCUGCUUUGGGUCAAUUCGCCAGUCUGACACAUCUGCAUGUGAUCCUGGACUGCUCGCGAUGGGGUGAACUGCGACCCGACUGGAUACUCCAAGGCUCUGGAGAUGACGAGUUCGACGGCCGGACCUACUUUUCCCUCGACGCAAGACCUAUUCUUCACAGGAACGUUCGCUACGCUCUUGUGAACUCUGCUGUGGAUGAGACUUUGGCCAGAACUGUCUGGGGUCUUAUCACGGCGCGAAAACUUGGCCUACCACUUCACGAAUUGUAUGUUCAGCCUGCUGGAAGCAUGGAGCUCAUUACAGGCUUUCGACCCGAUGAUAGGCCGGAGCUUGCCAGUCGGUUAGUCGAUCUCUAUGCCAUGCUCAGGGAGGUCAGCAGGUCCUAUAAGAUCACUCGGCAUGUUAGAGAUGAUUUCGAUGAGCUUGUGGUGAGGGAGCCUCCCAAUUCGAUCCCGCGCGGCCACUGGUCGAAGCUUGAUAGAGAGGAGCGGGACAGGCAGGAAGUUGUUUGUCACUUGAAUGGCGUUGAGAUGGAGAUUUUCCGCCGGAUUUGGCCGAGUAGAAGUCUUAGUUGGAGAGAUGAUUGGUGCAGUCUGCAGCUACCGAUGCCAGAGCUGUCGACAUGA
This is a messenger RNA of Ramularia collo-cygni, 1959 nucleotides long. RefSeq lists its product as uncharacterized. The transcript has a single exon. The record is from RefSeq and is a predicted model, not a curated record. NCBI's taxonomy places the organism in Eukaryota, Fungi, Ascomycota, Dothideomycetes, Mycosphaerellales, Mycosphaerellaceae. Bases 1 to 1959 code for a protein of 652 amino acids.